Synchiropus splendidus (mandarinfish) is the source of this 5173-nucleotide messenger RNA. RefSeq names its product DENN/MADD domain containing 1B (gene dennd1b). Gene Ontology annotation, cellular component: intracellular membrane-bounded organelle; cytosol; nuclear speck. The record is from RefSeq and is a predicted model, not a curated record. Gene Ontology annotation, biological process: endocytosis; endocytic recycling. The transcript is spliced from 21 exons. NCBI's taxonomy places the organism in Eukaryota, Metazoa, Chordata, Actinopteri, Syngnathiformes, Callionymidae. Gene Ontology annotation, molecular function: guanyl-nucleotide exchange factor activity; phosphatidylinositol phosphate binding. The coding region runs from base 471 to 2855 and encodes 794 amino acids.
AUGUCUGUUGCUGGUGAUGAAAAGCAUUGAGUAGGUCUUCAAUAACUGACAUAUCAAUAAUUAGAAUGCUGCCGUGACAGAAAUACACACCUCUUUAUUUCUUUCAAAUGCAGUCCUUGAUAAGUAUAUUGGACAGAAACAUCUUUGUCUUCUUAGCAGAAACCCAUGCACACUCAUGCAUGUACGAUGGCAUCACAUAUCAAAUACAGCAUUGCUGUUGUCUUUCAAUGUUAUUCUACUGUUACAAGAUUAAGCUGGAGUUAACCACACAUGCGUGUGUGUGCGUGUCAGUGGUUGUUUGUUUUGUUAUGUGUUCUGUUAUGUACCCAGCACUGCAGUCUUCUGGUCUGCCUUAUGUCACGUGGGGGACGUAGGGAUGCACUGGAUGGUACAUUGACGCAAAUCAACUUUUAUGAGAAAAAUCUGGCAGUCACACCGACUCUACGGCUCGUUGCCCGGAGAUCCUACAGAUGAUACCAAAGUUCUGCUUCCCCUUUGAUGUGGAAAGGGUGUCUCAGAAUCAGGUGGGACAGAAUUUUACUUUCGUGCUAACUGACAUUGACAGCAAACAGCGGUUUGGUUUUUGUCGACUCACCCAAGGCUGCCGAAUCUGCAUAUGUCUGCUCAGUUAUCUUCCAUGGUUUGAAAUUUACUACAAGAUGUUAAACACGCUUGCUGACUAUUUAAUGAAACAACAGGAAAACGACUUGAAUGACUUGCUGAAUUCGCUUUAUGAUCUGCCUGUGCCAAAGCCCUUCACGCCAGUCAACCUGAGUGUGAAUGAGCAGUUGUAUAUUGCCACUGGGCAAGUACUGAGAGAUCGGCAAAGCAAGGAGCCGCACUCCUACUUCAUCGCCCCGGAUAUCAAUGGACUGCCAACAAUCCCGGAGAGUAGAAACCUGACCGAGUACUUUGUGGCUGUGGAUGUCAACAACAUGCUCCAGCUCUACGCCACCAUGCUGCAUGAACGCCGCAUCAUCAUUACCUCAAGCAAGCUGAGCACUUUAACUGCGUGUGUCCACGGAGCAGCAGCUUUACUCUUUCCAAUGUUCUGGCAGCACAUAUUCAUCCCUGUCUUACCCCCACAUCUCCUGGACUACUGCUGUGCUCCCAUGCCGUACUUCGUGGGAGUUCAUCUCAGUCUGCUGGAGAGAGUUCGGAGUCGUUCCCUGGAGGAUGUAGUCAUUCUGAAUGUUGAUACCAACACCCUGGAGAGCCCGUUUGAUGACCUGCACAACCUUCCCAGUGACAUAGUCUAUUCUUUGAAGGGCAAGCUAAAGAAGCAGUCGACAGCAACAGGAAGUGGGGUCGCCAGGGCCUUCCUAAGAGCCCAAGCAGCUCUGUUCGGUACCUACAGAGAUGCCCUGAGAUACAAACCUGGGGAGCCCAUUACAUUCUGCGAGGAAAGCUUCACGAAUCAUCGCUCCAGUACCAUGAAGAACUUUCUAUCCAUGGCUGUCAACCUGCAGCUCUUCAAACAGUUCAUCGAUGGACGAUUGGCCAAAUUGAACGCAGGCCGUGGCUUCAGCGACGUGUUUGAAGAAGAGAUCACAGAGGGGGGCUUCUGUGGAAGCAACUCCAGGUCUUAUCAGCAGUGGAUGCACACAGUAAAGAGAGGAGGAGCUCUAUUCAACACAGCUGUGACAAAGGCCAAGAGUCAUGCCAAGAGGGGCAUCCGGGAUAUUAAGGGCAGACUCAAAGCAAGGGAGGAGGAAGAAGAGGGGGUGAUGGUCUGUGCAGGUUCACCCACCAGCACCAAGAGCCUGUCUCCAAGGAGACUACAGAAGAUGAAACGGCAUCACUUCAACAAGUCUCCCAUGAGUAUGGGCCCCAGAGAGCUGUGCUUCCGACUGGAUGAUGAUGAUCUGGACAGUGCGAGCAAAAUCUCUUCUGAGGACAGUGGCGAUGUCCCCUUUUACAUGGAGGACAGUGAUGACUCCUACUCCCUGGACCUGGAAAUGGACUCCUCGCACUCCGGUCAGAUGAACUUACUGGAGGAGAUCUUGGACUCUCUGACCACCAGCACGACCAUGGAUCAGGGGAAGCUGAGUGCUGCCAAGAGCCUGGACUUCUUUAGAUCACUGGAUGAUCUGGACUACCAGGCCCCGAUCAAACCAACUCAAUUCACUGAGAGCAACCCGUUAGAUGAGAGCAGCAGUGCCAAUCAGUCGGGCUGGAACAUGGGACAGGACGACUGUGCAGUCCAUGGCAAACAUCUGCCGCCGUCACCCCGCAGACAACCCAACAAGAGCAGCCUGAAGGCUUCAAAGAAACCCAAUCUUUCGGAACACAUCCGGACGUCCAUGCUGGAUUUCGAGGACCGUGACACCAUCAGUGCAUCACAAAGACCUGGAGACCGACACUCUUAUUCCCCCUUGAUGUCUCACCGAGCCACUGAACCGUCUAUCCCUCACUGCUCUCCCAAAUAUUCUCCUCAACUGGUCGCACGAUCUCGGACCGUCUCGGAAACACAACCCCGUAGUAGUGAGCCUACACCUGUACAGAACCAGUCUGCAUCAACUAGCAUCCUGCGACGGAAGGUUCUGUCCAAGGAGACGGUACGUAACUACAAGGAGAAGUCUCUUCUGAGGCAAGGCAGCAGGGGCCAGCAGCAGGCGCCAAAGAGUCAGACCAGGACCAGCCUGUCACCCAUGCAAGUACCCUGGGAGAAGGAUUCCACCAAGGACGGAUUCCUGGGUCUUAGUCCGGAUCAGAACAAAACAUCGGAAACGUCACUGCUCCAGGACGAAGAUCUCCUUCAGGAGAUUGAGUCAAUUUGUCGGCUGAGCUCAGCUCUCCAGCUUUCGCAGGUGCACUGCAAUAGCCACCAGGUCCAGAACAAAGAGAAGUCUUAGUCUUAGCGCCCAAAACUCAGUGAUGACCGCACCAUUCCCGGCACAACAGGUCUGACAUCAGAAGGACCUGACGGUUUUAGAACACAGAAGCAAAGGUCCUCCCUGGACCUCACUGAUAAGAAUAAAUGUCUUUUUUUGAAAAUGUACGGAUGAGGGAAAAGGGAUCGAUGCCUCGGUGUUCCAAAUCAUUUCAACGUACUUGAAACUGAUCAGCGAAACUAAGGAUUAAACUUUGGAACCUCCAAAUGAUGUUUGUCACCGCGCCUUAACCAAGUCUGUAGCGGAGCAGAACAUAGAGAACCCUCAUGGUUGAUAAUAUCUUGAGUUCGAGGUGCAUUAAUGUUGUUCCAGACGACAAGCUGCAGAUUUACACAAGUUUUAGUGUCUCAUCUGGACCUUGUUGACUAAAUGUGAAGCAAUGUUUCACCAGAUACUGGUCGAGCUGAAAAGGCUCUUCUGCCAGAGCAUCACUGUACGAUAAGGGUGUUUAACCCCGUCGUCAAAGACAAUAUUAAGUUGCACCACUACCUUCAGCAUGGGAAAGCCUGCUCACUGCUCCAUGCCUUGUGCAGGAUACUGAGCUGCAGAUAAUCAUGUAAGUGGGCUGAUAUCAGUCUUUCAGGCACAACAGUUCAUAUUUGCUGAGAUAUUGGAGUGUUUGCUCUGUGACUGAGACUCGGUUGCUGGUUUGAUCCCACCUUCCCACGUUCCUGUCGACCCUGAUUCACUUUCUAGUGCUACUGAGUGUGUUGUGUGUUCACUUUACUACCCAUUUGGAUGCUAGAGAUGUCCAACGCUUAGUUCAGCAGAGCUCCACCUUGUGAGAUCCCCUUUCCCUCACCGGCUGAACAAUCCGACUCGAGUUGCUGAUCUACAUUAAUUCAGCGCCCCCUGAAUGAUGAGGCUAAGUGUCUCUAAAAACACACAGCUCCGAGAUUCAGUGCAAUGGUUCCUUGACUGAGCUCCUUUCCCAUAAGAGAGACUACAGACAGGAGCGAAAACUCAUUGCGUUUGUGACCCCGGCAAAGUCUGAUCCAUCUUUUAAUGGUGCUCUAGACUACAGUUCCUGUCCAUGAGCAUGAUCAGAUGAUGACCAGUUCAGUUCUUUAUCACCUGUGACUCCCAGUUUCACAAGUUAGUCGACAAGAGACCCAAAAGAAGACUGUUGCUUUGACAGUCACCAUUGCCACCUGAGGGAGAUUGGACGUGUGCUGGUCAACAUGCUCCAUACCUUAUUUACAGCUUCCUGUAGCUGUGUUUGCAUCAAGUCUUGCACUGCUGAUGGUUGAUUGUUACAACUUCUCCUGGGAGAAGCUGCUCACUUAAUGAUUGUUCAGUGUCCCCCAGACUCCAUUUUUAAGAAUGUUACUAGCUUUCACAGAAUCUGCUCCAAAUGGUAAUAAUAAUGAUAAUCCACAUGUCAGUAGUUUAGGUGGCUCAAGUCUUUGCUUAUAUGCAACUGAACCUUUUUAAAACAUGCAAACUGCGCUCAAAUUUAGACAGUAUUGGGCUAACUGUGCUAGUGAGUCCAAAAAACAGAACAAAUUGUCUCUUUAUAAAUUGCAAUAUUGUCAAAACUAUGCAAAUAAAGAAUAUUGUAGAAUAUUUUUCAGCAUAGACUAAUGCACGACUGGAUAUAUUUAUGAAAUGCAAUUCAAUGUUGAGGACAGUGAGUGUGUUCGGUGCCUUAUGCGAUAAGUGCACCACCUAGUACAGUGUUAAAAAGAGUUUUAAAAACAUCAGUCCUGUAUCUCUCAUUUGCUGUCGUUGAUUUGAUCUUUCCUCUGAUAAAAGUAUUUUCUGCUAAUAGACGUAUUUUUCCUGACUUGACUAUAUUUUACAUGAAUAAUACGGUAUGAAUGAUGCUGAUACUGAUUUUGAAUGUGCAAGAUUUUAUUUUUCUGAAGAGCGAUAUAAAUGUAAUGACACGGUUCAGAUGGUUGUCAUUUCCUCCUGUUUUUCUGACUUGUCCAUGGUACUCUUGAGUUCUCCUGCCCUGUAUUAAUGUGUAGUUGUGUUUUCUUCUCAGUUGUUUCAUAGUGCAGCAGUGACGCCGAAUUGAUGAAUGAUAGCAUUGUCAGGGAACCUUUUUUUUCACUGUAGUGAACUAACAAGACUUUUUGGAUGUUAUGGUGACAUCAUUCAUUGCUGCGGUGAAUAUGUAGCAAGUCCUAGUCCUCACUGUCAUCCUCACAAUGGUGUCGGUACAGAUCUGGUGUCGCCAGGUUCUGUUCACACUUGCAUGUUUUUGUGGAGAGUCAAUAUUUGCACACAUGUUCGCGCUGUCUGCAGAAAAUAAAUUCUCUUGUGUCCUUUCA